AUGUUAUCAUUUAGAACAAAAGGUUAUAAUGGUUAUGGUAUACAAUAUUCACCAUUUUUUGAUAAUAAAUUAGCAGUUGCAACAGCUGCAAAUUAUGGUUUAGUUGGGAAUGGUAGAUUAUUCAUACUUGAUAUUCAACCAAAUGGUUCAAUAAUUAAUGAAAUUGCAUGGGAAACUCAAGAUGGUCUAUUUGAUUUAUCAUGGAAUGAAUUACAUGAAAAUCAAAUAGUAACAGCAAAUGGAGAUGGUUCUAUAAAAUUAUUUGAUUCAAAAGUUUCACAAUUUCCUAUAAUGAAUUGGAAAGAACAUCAAAGAGAAGUUUUUUCAAUAAAUUGGAAUUUAGUAGAUAAAUCAAAUUUUAUAAGUGGUAGUUGGGAUGGAUCAAUUAAAAUAUGGACACCACAACGACUGAAUUCAAUAAUGACAUUAAAUCCAAGUAUAGAUUAUACUACAAUAGCAGCACCAAUUCAAUCAACAUCAAAAAUUCCAUUAUCUCAUCAACAACAACAUUUGAAUCAAGCAAAUACUUCAAAUUGUAUAUAUACAGCUGAAUUUUCACCACACUCUCCAUCUAUGAUUGCAAGCUGUAAUGGAUCAUCAAAAAUUCAGAUUUGGGAUAUUAGAUCUCCACAUCCUUUACAAAUUCAAUAUAAUGCUCAUGGUGGAUUAGAAUGUUUAUCAGUUGAUUGGAAUAAAUAUAAAAAUACAGUUUUGGUAUCUGGUGGUACUGAUAAAUCAAUUAGAAUAUGGGAUUUAAGAAUGAUUUCAAAAAUUGAUCAACCUUCAAGUCAAUCUCCAUUACCUUCACAACAUUUAAGAGGUCCAACUCCCUUAAAUGAAUUAUUGGGACAUGAAUUUGCUGUUAGAAAAGUUCAAUGGUCACCUCAUGAUCCAAAAGAAUUAAUUUCUACAUCUUAUGAUAUGACUUCAAGAAUUUGGAGAGAUGAAAGUGAUGAAAGAGCAAGAUUUUUAAAUACUAAAUUAGGUGGUUGUAAAGGAAUUUUUAAUAAUCAUAAAGAGUUUGUAAUUGGUUGUGAUUAUAGUUUAUGGGGUAAACCAGGUUGGGUUGCUACUACUGGAUGGGAUGAGAUGAUAUAUAUAUGGGAUUCACACAGAUUAUGA
Messenger RNA from Insectozyma verbasci, 1122 nucleotides. NCBI's taxonomy places the organism in Eukaryota, Fungi, Ascomycota, Pichiomycetes, Serinales, Debaryomycetaceae. The record is from the annotation of a GenBank genome assembly.